This is a messenger RNA of Homo sapiens (human), 627 nucleotides long. The record is from RefSeq and is a predicted model, not a curated record. Lineage: Eukaryota; Metazoa; Chordata; Mammalia; Primates; Hominidae.
AUGCACCAGGCUCUGCUACCAGUUGGUUAUUUUGGCUGUGUACUUGUGUCCAAGGUCAUUCACUCACUGGAUGCUGCUGCUGCCGGGAGCCCCGUACUAUCAGCCGUGGUUAACCCCACCGUGUUCUUCGACAUUGCUGUCAACAGCGAGCCCUUGGGCCAUGUCUCCUUCAAGCUAUUUGCAGACAAGGUUCCAAAGACAGCAGAAAACUUUCGUGCUCUGAGCACUGGAGAGAAAGGAUUUGGUUAUAAGGGUUCCUGCUUUCACAGAAUUAUUCCAGGGUUUAUGUGUCAGGGUGGUGACUUCACACACCAUAAUGGCACUAGCAGCAAGUCCAUCUACGGGGAGAAAUUUGAUGAUGAGAACUUCAUCCUAAAGCAUACAGGUCCUGGCAUCUUGUCCAUGGCAAAUGCUGGACCCAACACAAACAGUUCCCAGUUUUUCAUCUGCACUGCCAAGACUGAGUGGUUGGAUGGCAAGCAUGUGGUCUUUGGCAAGGCGAAAGAAGGCAUGAAUAUUGUGGAGGCCAUAGAGCACUUUGGGUCCAGGAAUGGCAAGACCAGCAAGAAGAUCACCACUGCUGACUGUGGACAACUCUUAAUAAGUUUGACUUGUGUUUUAUCUUAG